Molecule: messenger RNA, 1722 nt
Organism: Alternaria hordeiaustralica
Lineage: Eukaryota; Fungi; Ascomycota; Dothideomycetes; Pleosporales; Pleosporaceae
Exons: 6
Coding region: 1-1722 (573 amino acids)
Biological process (GO): transmembrane transport
Molecular function (GO): transmembrane transporter activity
Source: RefSeq, a predicted model, not a curated record
AUGAAGAAGAACACGAUGCGGGACCACAGCGAUGGCUCUGAUAUCUCAGACCACUCCCCCUCAGCGUCCAAACCAGCCUUCAACCACAUCGAGCAAAUCCACACCAACGAGCAAGUCCCCGGUCACACCAACUACUACGAAAAAGAUGGCUUGCGCACAGCCGGCGACGGCGAGGACCACGACGCUGAGCAGCCUAUGAACUUCAAGAGACUUAUGGCGUUGGUCGCUAUGGCGUUCCUAUGGACAGGCAGCCAAAUCCCCGUCUACCUCUUCGGCGGCGUCCCCCCCUACAUCUACGCCGACAUAGGCGGCACCGACCGCUGGAUCUGGUUUAUCCUGGCCAACCUGCUCUCCCUCGCCGCCGUGUGCCCCUUCGUCGGUUCCAUUUCCGACAUUGUCGGCCGCCGGUGGGUCGCCAUGAUCGGCGCGUGCUUCCUGAUCCUCGGCAUGAUCAUCUGCUCAACCGCACAUUCCAUGAAUAUUUUCAUUGCAGGAAUGGUGUUUAGCGGUGUGGGCGCGGGCAUCAACGAGCUUACGGCGUUGGCGGUGACGAGCGAGCUUGCGCCGACAAGUCAGAGGGGCAAUCAGAGUCCGGGGGCGUGGAGGUGGAUUGGGAUGUGGUGUGGUCUCUGGGCUUUCAUCGGUCUCGUCUUGACCUUCGUGUUCUACCACCCUCCUCCCCGCGUCAACAGCGUGGGUAUGAGCCGCAGAGAGGUUCUCGCGCAGAUCGACUACAUCGGCGGUUUCCUGUCUGUUGCCGGUAUGAUCUUAUUCAUGAUGGGUAUGCAGUGGGGUGGCUACCAGUACAAGUGGUCCAGCGCACACGUGCUCGCGCCCUUGAUCCUGGGCGUCGCUUUCCUCGUUGCCUUUGUCUUCUGGGAAGCUUACGGAGCCAAACAUCCCAUGUUCCCCAAGAGACUUCGUCAAGAGCCCCGGAUUCUUGGGCUGACACUUGUUAUUACGUUCAUCUCUGGAGCCAACUUUUUCUCGAUCCUCAUGUUCUGGCCGACGCAGGCGUUCAACGUUUAUGGUCAUGAUCCUGUUGGUGUUGGUAUCCGGGGUAUUCCUGUUGGGUUUUCGAUUCUGGCUGGGGCUUGUAUUGUGCUGUGGUUGCUGUCUUUGCUCCGCGGUCACAACAAGGAGCUUUUGAUCGUCUCGUCGAUCAUGAUGACGGCAGGCUGCGGUGCUCUUUCUAUCGGCCGUGUGGACAACUUGUACCAACUGUGGGGAUUGUUGGUUCUCGCUGGUCUCGGCAUUGGUGGUAUCGUUGUGCCCGCAUCCAUCAUCUCCACUAUCAUCUGCCCAGACGACCUGAUCGCAACAAUCGCUGCUCUUACCCUUGCCAUCCGCGUCAUUGGUGGUUCGAUCGGAUACUGCGUGUACUACAACGUCUUCAUCUCCAAAUUUGUUCCCGCCGCAACCCACUACAUCGGCGGCGCAAUGGUGACCAAGCUCAACAUCACAUCGCCUGAGAUCAUCGGAGAGGCAAUCGCCAUUACCGGCGGAUCGCUUCUCCCGCUUCUCCAUGAGCUUCCGGGUAUCAAGGACGUGCCGGGUGCGUAUGAGUUGGUCGUGUACGCUGGUCAGCUCGCGUACGCCGAGGCGUACAAGUACGUGUACUACGUGAGCAUAGCGUUUGGCGGAGUCAGCAUCAUCGCAGCAUGCUUCUUGGGCGAUAUCUCGAAGUACAUGGACGAUCAUGUCGCUGUGGUCAUGCAUUAA